GGCGACCUGCAGCUGCAUGUGAGCAGGUCUUUCCUAAAUGGACUCUUGCCAAGACUUUCAAGAUUGACUGGCCUAAACCUGGAAAACUAGCUGUGAGUAGCAUCAUCAUCCCUACCAUCUGACGUCAGAUGCACCAAACGAAACAGUUCCAGCCAUCACGUCAUCGAGACUCAUCAAUACUGAACCGAGCUGAUCCGAGCCGAGCCCACACCCAACAGCAUCAGGAUGAACAGUGCAGCUAUGUAUCCCCCUCUCAACGCCCCCCAAGCCAACAUGUUCAGCAACGUGCCUGGCUAUGAGGGCACAGUGGCAGGAGGAGGUGGUUAUGUGCCCCCUCCCAUGCCCUUGCAGCCUGUGGCCCCUCCACAACCCGGCCCUGUACCCGACAACUGGUGCAUCCCAUCUCUGGAUGAGAAUGUGGCUCGUGAGGCGUUCAAGAACUUUGCAUCGUCUAAUUGCUGCUACAGUGAUGGUCCGGCCAAAGAUGGAGUGAUCACCAGCAUGGAGCCGUUGAACACCUUCAGGUACCGGCUGGAGACAUUCACUGAGUCCAGGUCGACUGAGUGGGCCCACAAACCUCACGAAGGUGAGCCGGCUGACUUCUACACCCAGACCGCCCCCCAGCCCUGGGAGGUCCCGGCCGUGGCCCCCAGCCUCUUCACCGAUCACAAGCAGGAGAUUCGGGUGCCCUACACCUCAUCCAUCAAGGACUGCCAUGACUGCCACUGCUCAGGGACCAUGCCCUGUGAGGAGUGCCAAGGAAAAGGACAUAAAGUGUGCUGGGCGUGUAAUGGCAAUGGUGAGACCUGCGCUACCUGUAACAAUACUGGCCAAAAGAGUUGUGGAGAGUGUGAUGGUCGUGGCACAAAGAACUGCACAACCUGUAAUGGAAAACGACAACUGCUGACAUUCAUCGAGCUCAAGGUGGAGUGGACUAAUCAUGUAGAGGACCAUUUGGUCGAGCAGAGCGGUGGUCUGAAGGUCGAUGAUCUUCGUUCAGUUAGCGGGAAGGAGCUGUUCAAGAACAACCAGUACCUGCUCUACCCACUGCUCGGGUUCCCAAACCCGGCCAUCGCUGAGGCCUCCGAUCGCCUGAUCAAAGAUCAUCAGAGCAAGUACAGCCAGAACUCCAGGAUCCUGCAGCAGAGGCAGACGGUCGAGUUGAUCCCCAUCACCAAGGUGAACUAUAAGUGGGAAGACGACUCUCACAUCUACUUUGUCUACGGCAACGAAAACCAAGUCAGCGCCGACAACUACCCAGCGACCUGCUGCUGUGUCAUCCUGUAGACACACACACACACACACACACACACAGACACACACACAGACACACACACAGACCUGAACUCAUCUGUUUAUUCUCAAUAUUGUUUCUCUAUUUCAUAUCAGCCUCUCCUUUCAGGACACGACACGAUGUUUCCAGAUGUAAUCAUCAGGGUCGCUGUCAACUCAGGUCAAACAUGGGUUCAAACUUUCACAGAUAAAGAUACACACAGUACACACACUGACACACACAUUUUUUUAUUAUUACAUCCUUUAAAGAUUGAAUCAAGAAAAUUAUAAUAAUAAAACCACAGCAUCCUUUUCUGACGAUGCUCCACACUUUGAUUGAAGAUAUUUAUCUUGAAUAGUCGUUCAAAUUGACCUUUAAUAUAAAAAUAUUCCUGUUAUUCCAACAAUGUAUUAUGAAGACACCACUGCUAACAUCAGUCCUCACUAACAUAAUGAUCCCUGGGGCUGGAUUUCUCUUUUUGUUUCCUGAACUUUUUGUUUCAGUUCUAACAAUCAGUCUCUUACUCCGGUUUAGACAUUAGUACUAGUAUUUUUUACUGACUUAAAGGUCUGAAUUUCUGGUAUCCAAAAUCAAGAUUUUAUUGAUAACUAAAAGGAGAAAUAAGUAAAUCUUCCUCCUCAAAGGGCAGUAUUGUCUCUGUGUGGACACCUGUACUCACCAUUAUUUCUGUGACAUAGGGACAGCAGGUAUUUUUCUGUUUACAGUUUACUUCACACAUGUGCCAGUUAAUGUCCUCAGGACUGAAAGGAAACCAAAAUAAAUGUGAGUUCUAAGGAAAAUAAUAAAAUGUCAGGUGAAGGUUUUAAUUUGACAGAGGUGAAUAUAUUAUGUGGUGUGUAAUUGUAUUUGGAGGAGGUGAACUGAAUUACGACAAAAUCUGGUUCACCUGGUUCCACCUUUUGUUUUCCUUCCAUGCGUUAAUGUUUCUUGAAUGAAGGAACCACUUGUUCCAUCACAAGCAGAUCAGACAUUUCCAACUCCAGGAAUAAAGAUCAAUAUUUUUUGGUUUUUCUAGAGGACUGGUCAUUCCAGAAAGGAAAAUUUAAUUCCUUGAACUUGUCUGUGUGGCCAACAUUGGGGCGAGAGGCGGGGCUCACCCUGAAUUUAUUUUGUUUAUUUAUUCAGAUUGUUAGAAGACUUUAAGAAUACUUUCAGAACAAUUGCUUUUGGUUGACAUCUAAAAACGGGUGUGUCCGAGUUCACAAAAUUUGAAUUUGUCCUGAGAAGUGUCACAAUUUAAUUUGCCUCUGUGGGUGAAUUAACUUCACUCAUUGAUUUCAUUCAAAUUAAUUCAUUUCCCCUCAAAACUUCGCCAUUUUGAAAGAUUAUUUUUUCAUGUGAACAUUUUACAGUCUAGUCACUACCUUGUCUUUCCUCUGGACAGACUGAAUUACAUCAUUACCACUUUAUACUUUACUUCAAGUGUAGAAUUAUAUAUAUAUAUAUAUAUAUAUAUAUAUAAUUCCAUUUUAUGGUCAUCAUAUUCAGUUGUGUAAUGAUGACAAACAAAAUACACCAAAGUGUUGAAACUGUAUUCACAAAUGUUUUUCUAAAUCAAAGGCUCACCAACAAUAACCUUCCAUUUUAGCUGUAGUUACUGCAAAGCUCCGUUAACGCCUCCUGCUUGCUUUUCUCAUUUUACUUCUCAGCCAAGCAGUUGGCAGUCUGGGUAAAAGGAAGGAGGAAGGAAGAGGGAAUAAUGAUAGGUGUGGUCUGAAUAAUCUGGGAGAGUGAAUGAAUCUGGUUUUUCACAAAUGUUGGAGAAACUUCUAAUUCUGGAAUGUUAAAGCAGGUUAUCUCAGUGUAACACAUGUCAGCAGCCGACUCUUUAAUAUCUUGAAUGUUGUAGCUUUUGUAAACACUCUUAAUCUUUAUGGUACUUUGGCUUUUAUUAUCUCUAACUGCAGUUUACUUGCCUUCGCUCAGUACUGUUGCUAACAAAACUCUCAACUUCUACCUCUAUACUGUUAUUACUCAUUUUAUGUUACUCUUGAAAAUAAACUGUUGAACUUCA
Molecule: messenger RNA, 3308 nt
Organism: Paralichthys olivaceus (Japanese flounder)
Lineage: Eukaryota; Metazoa; Chordata; Actinopteri; Pleuronectiformes; Paralichthyidae
Source: RefSeq, a predicted model, not a curated record